Molecule: messenger RNA, 1416 nt
Organism: Adineta steineri
Lineage: Eukaryota; Metazoa; Rotifera; Eurotatoria; Adinetida; Adinetidae
Source: the annotation of a GenBank genome assembly
AUGUUAAAAUUACUUUCGUUUAUCACAGCAUUUAUUUUGCUGUUAUUAUCAAGUGCUGAUGCGAUAGUAAGGACCAAUGAUCUUUCAACCAGUGAAGUUCAAGAUUGGGCUGAAAUAACGACUGCAAGAUUAGUCGCUUGUUAUUACGAUAAUUCAACAGGAUUAUUUACAAAUGAAUUAAAAUGGCAAUCUGGAAGUACAUUAGAAACUUUAGCAAAUUUUGUAUCCCUUGCUGAUUCACCUCAACGAUAUAUUUUUUCAGAAACAUUUAAAAAAACAGAUCCAUUUAUUGGUGGUAAUUGUUUCGAUGAUUAUCUAUGGUGGGCAUUAGCUUGGAUACAAGUAUAUAAAGUUGAUCCACAUAUUGAAUAUUUACAACGUGCUGCACUUAUUCACGAUUUUGUUUCAGAUCGAGCAUGGAUAUCAACAACAUGCAAUGGUGGAUUGCAAGUUUGUCCAACAAAUACAUAUAAAAAUGCCAUAACUAAUGAAUUAUUUUUAUUGAGUAGUAUGCGUUUACAUCCGUAUACUAAACUACUUGAAAAACCACCAACAUAUUAUCUAGAACGGGCUUUGAAAGAAUGGAAAUGGCUUGAAAAGAGUGGAAUGAUUAAUAAUGAAUAUUUGAUUAACGAAGGAUUAAGAUCAUGUGUAAAUGAUAAUCGAACUACAUGGACACAUAAUCAAGGUGUGAUUCUAUCAGGUUUAGCAUUACUAUAUAGUGUAACACAUAAUUCAACAUUAAUUGAUAUUGCACAAAAGAUAGCAGAUGCAACAAUACGACAUUUAACAUAUCCAAAUGGAAUAUUGAAAGAAGCAUGUGAACCGAAAUGUGAUACUAAUCAUAGAUCAUUUAAGGGUAUAUUUGCUCGAAAUUUAGGUUAUUUAAUACCAUAUCUCACAGAUGCGACACAUAUUAAAAAAUAUACAUUAUUUUUAAGACUUAAUUCAGUAUCUAGUUGGACUACGAGUCGAUGUGAAAUGGAUGGAUUAUUUAAUAUAUUUUGGGAUAGUCAAUUGCCUGAUGCAUGUGAUGCACCACGAGAUACUGCUACAACAUCAUCAGUAUUAGAUUUAUUUAUAUCCACUGCAAAAACUUCACAAACAACAAGAAAAACAGCAAAAUGGAUGGUGAUUGGUUUAGGUAAUUGUAUGGAUGAUAAUAAUGCUUCUAUGCCAAAUUUUUAUCAAAAUGCAAUUAGUGAAGAUCUCUGUCGUCAAACAGCUGAUGAAGAUAAAGGUGCUGUUGCUUAUGAUUAUCAAAUAAGUUGUACUGGAUAUGGAUUUUGUCGUAUACGUACAUUAUCAUCUGAAAGUCAUACUCCACCAGGAUUUGAAUAUCAAGAUGAUGUUGCACGUCGUGUUACAACUACAAAUAAAGUAACAAUUGCAAGUUGUUAUGUUAAAAUAAUUUAA